Acanthopagrus latus (yellowfin seabream) is the source of this 3364-nucleotide messenger RNA. RefSeq names its product tomoregulin-1-like. Gene Ontology annotation, molecular function: protein binding. The transcript is spliced from 10 exons. The record is from RefSeq and is a predicted model, not a curated record. Lineage: Eukaryota; Metazoa; Chordata; Actinopteri; Spariformes; Sparidae. The coding region runs from base 667 to 1728 and encodes 353 amino acids.
CCCCCCCCCCUCUCUCUGUGGGCGUGGCCUCCAGCAGGUCACGUGGUCUCGGUCUUUGUUGAUGUGAAGAACAGGAGGACAAAAAAAAAAAAAGUCCCGGUCCGACCGACCGACCUACCGCAUCCGUCCGAGCAUCCACCCCGGCGCACACUCGCUCCUCUUCGGCCUGGAUGCAGCUGGAAGCCCGCUCGUUCCUCCACCUGGAUCUGUGUUUGUCUCCGCGGCGGUCCGCGGUUCUCCCCGCCGGUUUGAGAGCGAGGCAGCGGGGCUGGGGGAUGGAGGCUGAGUCCGGGCUGUGAGCAGGCUGCUUUCAGGGGGAGGUGGAGGUGUGGGGGUCGGUGUGAGUGUGUGUGUGUGUGUGUGUGAGUGUGUGUGGAGCCCCAGGCCCUGCUCUGCUUUGUUAUCCGGGGCUUCGGGUAGCAGCUCCUCCCGGCUGCUCGUCGUGUUUUCAGCCGUUUUGUGUGCGGGUCUGGGUGAAGGAGUCCUCCUGAGGAGCUGCGGGAGUUUGCGGACCCUCAUGGACGAGACCCGGACCUGAAGCUGCGGAGGGUUUUUGUUCCUGAAGGACACAAUCCGUGUCGGUGUUUCCAUCCCGUCCCUGCUCUCCUCCGUGUCUUUGUGCUGCUCCGUCACACACCCUGUCCACACCUCCUCCCAGCCUCCAUCAUGGCUCCAGUGUGCCGGUCCUCCUGCCCCUGCUGCCUGCUGCUCCUCCUGCUCCUCCCGGCCGUCCUCAGCUCGUUCCCCCGCGGAGGAGGCGGCAGCAGCGCGGACUGCGGCCCCGGGAAGGCCGCCGACUGCCCAGAUCUGUCAGAGAAGAAGAGCGACCUGCGAGUGUGUGACGCCGGAACGUGUCGCUUCGGAGGAACCUGCCGCGAGAACGGAGCCGACAUCAAGUGUGUGUGCCAGUUCCACUGUCAUAAGAAGUACGUCCCUGUGUGCGGCUCCAACGGAGACACGUACCAGAACGAGUGUUUCCUGAGGAGAGCCGCCUGCAAGAAGCAGAGAGCCAUCAGCAUCCUGUCAGAGGGACCCUGUUACCACGACGGCGGCUCAGGAUCUGGAGACGGAGACGAUGAAGGUUCUGGUCGCGGUAAAAAGGCCUCGAAAUGUGGAAACUGCAAAUUUGGAGCCGAAUGUGAUGAAGACUCUGAGGACGUCCUCUGCAUGUGUAACAUCGUGUGUAACGGUCACAACGACAACCCGGUGUGCGGCAGCGACGGCGUCACCUACGACACGCCGUGUCACGUCCGGGAGGCGUCGUGUCUCAAACAGCUGAAGAUCGACAUCAAACACGUGGGCCGUUGUCAAGAUAAAAGUAGGAAGGACGACAGCAUCAAGACCAAACCAGAUAUCUAUGCUGUGUCCAAGCCUGGCGAGGGGGAGGGAUUUGUGGACAGCCCCGCCCCCUGUCCUGAUGACUACGCCCAGUUCUGUGCACACGGCCACUGUGAGAUGAGACACAACCUGGCAACCUGCAGGUGUGAGGCGGCGUACGGCGGUCCUCAGUGCGACCAGCUGCUGGACUUCAACAUCCUGUACGUGGUGCCCAGCGGUCAGAAGCUGCACUACGUCCUGAUCGCCGCCAUCAUCGGAGCCGUGCAGAUCGCCGUCAUCGUGGCCGUGGUCAUGUGCUUCACCAGGAGAUGCAACAAGACGAAGCGCGGCCGCCGACAGAAGCAGCACCUCGGUCACUUCCCGUCAGGGACGUCUUCCAGGAUGAUGUAGCUCCGCCUCCUCUUCUCUACUCAUGUUUUUAUGAAAAGUCUAAAUUUUUCGUACCACACAGACAGACUGAUUUUUGAUAUCUCGACUUUUUGGUGCCUCUUUUUUCCCCCUUUUUAAAAUGAUUUCUUCAGGGGCCUUAUUUUUAAGAUUUUCUCCUCCAUGUUUUUUUAUUUUUCCGUCUGGUCGCCGUCUGCAGAGGAUCUGAUGUUUUCCGUGGCGGAGCGAGACGCCGUGUUGGUCGUGACGCCGCCGUCCUCUCAGACUGACUCACUGUGGAUCCUCCGGCAGGAAACAUUACUUAUCUGAUUGUAUUCUCAUGUCCAACCGUCCACACAAACUGGAAACACACAGAUUGUCUCGCAGAUUGAUGCUGUUUUGUUUUAAAGGAAUAUUUACAGAUAUUUUAACCCUGUUUAUGUGACGUAAGGUUCCGGAUCAUGGAAGUCAGAACUAAUGAACCUGCUCAGUGUCGAUAUUUAAAUACUGCCGGAGUUAUGUGACUGUUUUUAUAAAGAGUCACAGAACUAAAUUCAUCUUGUUGAAGUCCAUGAAGCUCAUGAGAUGAGAUUGAUUAAAUAGAUUAAAGAGUAUUUGGGCCACAUUGAGGAAAAACAGAAGAGAAUGAAGUCAGAAAUUUAGAAGGAAAAAGUCUUAAUGUUAAUUGAGAAAAGUCUAAAAACUAAAGUUCAUGAGGAUAACUUUAUCAAGAAGGAAGAAAAACACUGAUUGUAAAAGUGAUUUCCUCCUUCAUGAGAAUAAAGUCCUGAUUUAAUGAGGACAGAAUCAACAGAGAUAUUCUGGAACAAUAAAACCUUGUGUGGUAUUUAAAUGCGGCCCGUUGCAGCAGUUCAGCACCAGAGUUUAAUAUUUAGUUGUCUCUGAAACAAAGGUUCAACUUUAACAACAGAUUAUGUUUUUUUUUUCUGUUUGAUGACUUUUAAGCGACACGAGAGCUGAUCGACGUGACGUUUAAAGGUUGUGACGUGUUGUUUCCUGUCUGUGGAGACGUGGCGCUCCAGGAGGCACUCUGAACCAGAACCAGAACCAGAACUACAGGACUAUCAGGGACCAGCGAGGCCUCCUGGUGGCGUCCGGCUGUUUUCCGUUUUGUCUCGCAGGGUUUAAAAAUCUCAGAUCGUUGAUUUGACGUUUGCUUUGUGUUUGUUACGAUGAGACGCACCUGAAAACCAAAAUGCUGUUUUUUCUACUGCUUAUAAAAAGAGCGGUCCGCGCCGACGUGUACAGGAUGUUGUUGGGAUUAUUUUAUUGAUUGAUUUUCAGCCAUUCCAGAUUGGACUGGAUUCCAAUAUGCUCUCUGUGUUUGGACGAGCUGAUGAUAAUUUAAAGAAGUUUGUUUUUUGGGGUCGAGUUUCUUCUUUUUCUAUUUGGUUUGUAACGAUGGUACGAAGUGUCCGUGUUGGUUGUUUUUCUCGUGGUAGAAGGACUAGAUGAAUAAGCUGCCGGGUUCCCUGAAGCGCUGCCGCUCUGAGGUCCGGCUGAUCUGACGGUCUCGGCCACGUUGGCGCCGGAGGGAGUCCAGCCUGAUUUACUGUAGAUGUUGUUACUGCAUGAACCAGUGAAGCUGUUGUGUAGACUGUGCUGUAGCUCAACUAGAAUUAAAUUAUGAUGUUUGACA